Messenger RNA from Bombina bombina (fire-bellied toad), 975 nucleotides. It is a transcript of the gene MC5R, whose product is annotated as melanocortin 5 receptor. The record is from RefSeq and is a predicted model, not a curated record. Gene Ontology annotation, cellular component: membrane. Gene Ontology annotation, biological process: G protein-coupled receptor signaling pathway. Gene Ontology annotation, molecular function: melanocortin receptor activity. Bases 1 to 975 code for a protein of 324 amino acids. Lineage: Eukaryota; Metazoa; Chordata; Amphibia; Anura; Bombinatoridae. The transcript has a single exon.
AUGAAUUCAUCUGUGCAGCUACCUCUAAUAGAACUUAAUAUAAGUAGCCUUGGUGGUAACAUUACAGUCCCAACAAACAAGCCAAAAUCAUCAUGUGAACAAGUCGUAAUUGCUGCAGGAGUGUUUCUAACACUAGGCAUUGUAAGUCUCCUUGAAAACAUCCUGGUGAUCUGUGCAAUUAUUAAAAACAAAAACCUGCAUUCUCCAAUGUAUUUUUUUGUAUGCAGUUUAGCUGUAGCUGACAUGUUAGUUAGUGUAUCCAAUGCAUGGGAGACUAUUACAAUAAAUUUGAUUAACAACAGGCAUCUAAUUAUGGAGGAGGUCUUUGUACGUCACAUAGACAAUGUUUUUGAUUCAAUGAUCUGUAUAUCUGUGGUGGCUUCCAUGUGUAGCUUGCUCGCAAUAGCCGUUGAUAGAUAUGUUACCAUUUUCUAUGCCUUACGUUACCACAAUAUCAUGACUAUGAGAAGAGCUGGGGCCAUUAUUGCAUGCAUAUGGACAUUUUGCACUGGUUGCGGGAUUAUCUUUAUUCUUUAUUAUGAAUCAACUUAUGUUAUAAUAUGCCUUAUCACAAUGUUUUUCACAAUGCUUUUUCUCAUGGUUUCUUUAUAUAUACAUAUGUUUUUGCUAGCACGUACUCAUGUUAAGAGAAUAGCAGCUUUGCCUGGCUAUAACUCGGUCCAUCAGCGUACAAGUAUGAAGGGAGCUAUAACUCUUACCAUACUUCUUGGUAUUUUUAUCGUUUGCUGGGCUCCUUUUUUUCUUCACCUUAUUCUCAUGAUUUCUUGUCCACAAAAUCUUUAUUGUGUAUGUUUUAUGUCCCACUUUAAUAUGUACCUUAUUUUAAUAAUGUGCAAUUCUGUUAUCGAUCCAUUAAUAUAUGCAUUCCGGAGCCAAGAAAUGCGUAAAACAUUUAAAGAAAUAUUGUUUUGCUACAACAUAAGAUUGGACUGUACCUUUCCUACCAAAUAUUAA